Molecule: messenger RNA, 1230 nt
Organism: Hydractinia symbiolongicarpus
Lineage: Eukaryota; Metazoa; Cnidaria; Hydrozoa; Anthoathecata; Hydractiniidae
Product: GTP-binding protein Di-Ras2-like
Exons: 1
Coding region: 469-1104 (211 amino acids)
Biological process (GO): signal transduction
Cellular component (GO): plasma membrane
Molecular function (GO): GTPase activity; GTP binding; GDP binding
Source: RefSeq, a predicted model, not a curated record
UGCAUUGUUUGAGAAAAAAACAGAAAUAGUAAUAAAUCAACAACAGCGAGCUUACACACUGUCAUAAUUAAAAUAUAAAAAAUAUGAAAACAGCUUUUAUAAAUAUCGCAUGCCGAAAGGACAUAUACAAUUAAAGUUUUUUCCCUAUGUCAAAGAAAUGGAUAUAACCUUAAGUGAAUAUUGGCAUGAAACUCUCUUUGAAACCAAUGGAUAGCUUAUCUCAAUCUUAGUUUCAAAAUGGGAUAUGCAGAAAUCAAUGAACGUUCGCAUCCGGACGUUUUAUAAAGAGAUAUUAAGAUGUUUCGUGACGUCUUUACGACAUACAGAUACUCUUCACAUUUAGGAUUAACCACAAGUUAUUAUCUCUCAAUACACUUAAUGACGCGCCAACCUAAUUAAGAGUAUAAAUUGUUUGCGUUGGACGAAAACAUUCAUUUACAAACACACACAAAAAGUGAUUAGACCAGAAUGUCAAAGUUUAUUGCUAGACGUAUUUCAAGAAAGCUAUCACGAAAUAAGAAAAAGUUGUUAUACCAAUGUCAAAGCAAUAUAGCCAUGUUUGGUGCAAGUUGCGUUGGUAAAACAGCCAUCAUGAAAAAAUUUGCUACAUCCUUAUAUCAAGAUGAAGAUUAUAAACCGACAUUAACUGAGGUGUACGAGCGUUCAAUUACACUGAGAUCUCAAGAUGGAAAAGUUUGUAAACACUCCUUAUCGCUUUUAGAUACAUCGGGAAAAUUGAGAUUAGAUUUCCCAUCCAUGUAUAGGCAAGCGAUUAUUAGCUGCGAAGCAUUUGUGCUUGUCUUUGCCUUAGACGAUGAAAAUAGUUUGACUGAGAUUGAAGAUAUUUUAAGAGAUAUCGACAUUAUAAAGAAAGGAUUCACAUCACCAAUUCUGAUUAUAGCCAAUAAAUCAGAUGCAGUCGAGAGUAACGGACAACAAAACAAACUUUCAAAACAACUAGCAAACAUAAAUCGAGGAUGUUGUUUUAAAACUUCAGCUCUUAAUCAGAGUGAUUUUACGGAAAGUUUUGUGUACUUACUCACAGAGAUUGAAAGAAGAAAAGGGAUAGACAGGUCUUUCUACGGUGUACAAGUUGAGCGAUGAAAAUAUUUAUUAAGGUAUAAGGUAAUUUAUUGGUAUGUAAUAUUUGUAUAUAUGUGAAAUAAUAGAUAUACAAUAAUUUAUUGAAAAGAUUGUCGUUUAGGAUUACAACAUGUUAAGCAGGGCUUG